AUGUCUUCAAAAAGUCUUCACAGCUAUCGGUGCGGCCCCACGGUGGGCGCCAAAAUGUACCUGCCUGAGGGUACUCUCAUAGUCUUCUUGGUGGUGAAGGGUCGAACGGAUGCUUCAAACAAACUCUUCAAAAGGGGGAGGUACCUGCAAAAGGCACUCCGACGCUCAAGGUUGGGUGAAAUUUUUGAACUUUCUGGUGUUGCUGUUGAGUUUCACACUGAGCGUAGUUCGUCGCGCCAGGCGCGUGGCCUCCAGGGGACUCCAUUUAGGCAAACCUGCCAGGCGCGGGCAUGGUUUGCGGGAGAUGUAGAUCCAGAGGCAACUGACCGCUGGAUAUGUGAGUUGGAGAAGAUUUUUGCCGUUCUGGGAUAUUCUCCAGAGAAGAGGUUGGUAUAUGUUGUGUAUAUGCUUGUGGGAGAGGCCAAACAUUGGUGGAAGGGCACUUAUCAGAUGCUUGUGGGGAGAGGAGUUACAAUUGACUGGGAGUGCUUUAGGACAGUGUUCAUGGAAAAGUAUUUCCCGGAGAGCGUGAGGCACGCCAAGGAGGCGGAGUUCAUGCGGUUACACCAGGGAGGGCUAUCUGUAUCGGAGUAUGCGAUGAGGUUCGAGCACUUGGCUCGUUUUUAUUCACAGGCUAUUUCUGAGGCCUGGAAGUGCAGAAAGUUUGCUGAGGGUCUGAAGUAUGAGUUGAAGAAGGUGGUGGUGCCUAUGGCCAUCACCGAGUUUCCUGCCUUAGUAGAGAAGGCGAAGAUUGUGGAGAGGUUGGAAGGGGGUAACCGUGUGAUCAGAGCUACUGAGGGACCAGCUGGGUCCAAGAGGGGAGGUGGAAGUCAGAGGAAGCCGUAUGAUAGGCCCCAGCCACAGCAAGGGGGUCCUGUCAUCAGGCAACCUGUUGAGACUACCAGAGGAGGAGGACAGGGUGGAGGUGUUGCCCUUAGGUGUUAUAGGUGUGGUGGAUCCCAUUUGAUAAGGGAUUGUCCACACACUGAGAGCAGAUGUUUUAGAUGUUAG
Cajanus cajan (pigeon pea) is the source of this 1011-nucleotide messenger RNA. NCBI's taxonomy places the organism in Eukaryota, Viridiplantae, Streptophyta, Magnoliopsida, Fabales, Fabaceae. The record is from RefSeq and is a predicted model, not a curated record.